Molecule: messenger RNA, 1056 nt
Organism: Aphanomyces astaci
Lineage: Eukaryota; Oomycota; Saprolegniomycetes; Saprolegniales; Verrucalvaceae
Exons: 2
Coding region: 74-994 (306 amino acids)
Source: RefSeq, a predicted model, not a curated record
GCAUUCCUCGGUGAAAAUUAUGAGUUAACACCUUUUUAAAACCUUUUAAAGGGCAUUGGAUACACUUUCAACCAUGACAGCAGGUCGACGGCUGGCCUUCCUUCAGCAAAAGAAUGGAGCGCUGCGAUUCCCAGGACAGACAGCCUUCCUCGUUGGCGCUACGUCCGGGAUCGGGGAAGCCAUUGCUCGGCGGCUGGCUAAGGCCGAGUUCAACGUGAUCAUCGCCGGUCGCAAUGCCAGGAGGGGGGCCGCGAUUGUAAAGGACCUGAAGGACACGUUCCAUGGAGGGAACCAUGACUUCGUGCCGCUGGAUGCACAGCUCAUAGGUGGGAUCCGCGGGUUAUCUCAUCAGUUGCCGCAAGUGGACAAGCUGAUCCUCACGCAAGGGAUCGCGACGUUGCAGGGUCGGACACUGACGUCAGAAGGCAUUGAUCAGAAGAUGGCGUUGCAUUACUACGGUCGCAUGGCGCUCAUCCAGGAGUUCUUGCCGCGAUUGCGGCAGUCCACGCAGUCGCCGCGCGUGCUCUCCGUGUUUAGCGCUGGCGUGCACAAGCCGUACGACGGAUACAGAGACGACCCGGACCUGCGACACAGCUACACCCUCCAGAACGCCGCCAACGCCGCGGGCUUUUACAACGACCUCAUGCUGGAUGCGUGGAGCCAGGACGAUGCGAACGCGGGCGUCGCCUUCGGCCAUGCCGCGCCAGGCAUCGUCGCGACCAACUGGGGCACGGAGAUGCCGUGGGCCGUUCGCAUGCUAUUGAAGCCCGUCAAUCACUUGCUGGCCAAGUCCCCGGACGUCUGCGCCGAGUUUAUGUGUGACUUUCUGCUGGACGCGUCGGCAUUUCCGGCCAUGGGCGGGGUCCACCUCAUCGACCAACACGGCAGCGCGGCCCAGAAGACGGCGGCGCAUUCUCCCGAUGCCGCCGCCUUUAUACAUCACCACACGUUGGCAGUGUUGAACCACGUCGAGCACCCCCAUCGCCCAAUAUGAAGAGAAUAAAUAAAGUGGACUUAAAAAAUAUUAACCAGCUCGGAUGGGAAGCAAAGUGUCAA